Messenger RNA from Juglans regia (Persian walnut), 3240 nucleotides. Its product is annotated as probable xyloglucan glycosyltransferase 12. The transcript has 5 exons. The record is from RefSeq and is a predicted model, not a curated record. Gene Ontology annotation, cellular component: Golgi apparatus. NCBI's taxonomy places the organism in Eukaryota, Viridiplantae, Streptophyta, Magnoliopsida, Fagales, Juglandaceae. The coding region runs from base 630 to 2792 and encodes 720 amino acids. Gene Ontology annotation, molecular function: glycosyltransferase activity.
ACCCCAGAAAUUACCUUGCAAGAAAUCACUGCGGAUCUGUGUGAUUUGAUUUUGAAAAACUGGGUUAAAGAAAAACAGAGCCAUUUCGGAGCCUGAGACGUGCUGCUAUGUACAUAUUUCCCAGUGAAUAUUCUUUUCAUUUUUGGAAUCAAAACCUAAGGACGUGUUGAGUUGUUACCACAUCUCUGUAUAUAUCAAUCGCUGUCUCUGUUUCUCUCGCAAACACACACACAAAAACAAACACAGCAUACACACAUCUAUUCUGCUCCUCUUUCAUGACGUUUCGUUUGAGACUCCCCUUUUUUUAGUAAGCUGUAAUUGAAUGCGAGCGAGCUGCUUUGGACUUAUUCCGCUUGCAGGCUGCAGCGCAAGUUUGUAGCUCUCUGUUUCCCUCCUUUUGAAAUAGCUCUCGUAUGAGUUUUCUCCGAAUGUCACCCUUGAUUUAAAGCCGCCCCUCGCUCUGCAUUUCCGUUCCUUCUCGUUUCACCUUGCCUCUUGUUUUUCUGACAAUGAGAUCAAGUUCAUAGCCUUUUUUGUUCUUUGCAUAUUCGAAUAAAUUUAUUAGUAGCCUAGCCUUGAAACCAAGGUGGGGGUCUUGUGCCCUGAAACUGUGAGAUCGGGCUCCCAAAAUGGCACCCUCGUUCGAUCGGUGGGCGAAGCAAAGCCACCGGGGCACGCCGGUGGUUGUGAAGAUGGAAAACCCCAACUGGUCCAUGGUUGAGCUCGAGGGUCCAUCCGAAGACGAUUUCCUCAUCACGACCGAGUCUUCCGGGUCGGGUCGAGUCCGGGACAAAGGCCACCGAGGCGGUAAGAAUGCCAAGCAACUCACCUGGGUCCUCCUCCUCAAGGCCCACCGCGCUGCCGGCUGCCUUACCUCCAUUGCCUCUGCAAUGUUGAGCCUCGCCGCCGCGAUCAGGCGCCGCGUGGCCUCGGGUCGGACCGACGAUGAAGAUGACGACAAUGAAGACGAGAACGAGAACGAUGGUGGCGGUGGCUGCAGGGAGAAAGAGAAUCCCACCGUGAAGACAAGAUUCUACUUCUGUAUCAAAAUGUUCCUCUGGCUCUCGGUACUUUUGCUAGGACUCGAGGUUGUUGCGUUCUACAAAGGUUGGCAUCUCGGUACUCCGCAUUUCGAAUUCCAGUUGCAGAGUCUGUGGGCAACUCCAUUGGGGGUUAAGGGUGUGUUCGACUGGAUUUAUUCUCGUUGGGUUUUGGUUCGGGUGGAGUACCUCGCUCCUCCUCUGCAAUUCCUCGCCAAUGCGUGCAUCGUGCUGUUCUUAAUCCAGAGUGUGGAUAGGCUAAUCCUGUGUCUGGGAUGUUUGUGGAUCCGAUUGAAAAAGAUCAAACCGCUUCCCAAACAAGCUGACCCCGGUAAGGAUCUCGAAUCGGGAGAGAAUAAUGGCUACUUCCCAAUGGUCCUUGUUCAGAUCCCCAUGUGCAAUGAAAAGGAGGUAUAUCAGCAAUCGAUUGCUGCAGUGUGUAAUUUAGAGUGGCCGAAAUCGAAGAUGCUGAUACAAAUCCUUGAUGAUUCUGAUGACCCAACAACGCAAUUGAUGAUCAAGGAGGAGGUUCAUAAAUGGCAGCAAGAGGGUGCCCACAUUGUGUACCGACAUCGGGUCAUUAGAGAUGGGUACAAGGCUGGUAAUCUCAAGUCCGCAAUGAAUUGUGGCUAUGUCAAAGACUUUGAGUUUGUUGCCAUUUUCGACGCUGAUUUCCAGCCCAACCCUGAUUUCCUCAAACUCACAGUUCCUCAUUUUAAGGAUAAUGAGGAAGUUGGAUUGGUCCAGGCAAGGUGGUCCUUUGUGAACAAGGACGAGAACCUGUUAACGAGGUUGCAGAACAUUAACUUGGCCUUCCAUUUCGAGGUAGAGCAACAAGUGAAUGGUAUUUUCAUUAAUUUCUUUGGUUUCAAUGGAACGGCGGGUGUGUGGAGGAUUAAGGCCUUGGAGGAUGCUGGUGGGUGGUUGGAGAGGACCACCGUGGAGGACAUGGACAUUGCUGUUCGUGCUCAUCUUAAAGGAUGGAAAUUCGUUUUCCUCAAUGAUGUCGAGUGCCAGUGUGAGUUACCGGAAUCAUAUGAAGCUUACAGGAAACAACAGCAUAGAUGGCAUUCUGGACCUAUGCAGUUAUUUAGACUUUGUUUACCUGAUAUAAUCAGAGCUGAGAUAAAUUUUGGGAAGAAAUUCAACUUGAUCUUUCUUUUCUUUCUCCUCAGAAAACUGAUACUGCCCUUCUAUUCCUUUACCCUUUUCUGCAUUAUACUCCCCAUGACAAUGUUCAUACCUGAGGCCGAGCUUCCUUCAUGGGUUGUAUGUUAUAUCCCAGCCACUAUGUCUUUUCUUAACAUCCUCCCAGCCCCAAAAUCUUUCCCAUUUAUCGUCCCUUACCUUCUUUUUGAGAACACCAUGUCAGUGACCAAGUUCAAUGCCAUGAUUUCUGGCCUAUUCCAGCUUGGAAGUGCCUAUGAGUGGGUUGUUACAAAGAAAUCUGGGCGUUCCUCUGAGGGUGAUCUUGUCUCCUUGGUCGGGAAGGAGCCAACACAUCACCGGGGGGUCUCAGUGCCCAAUCUUAAGGAAAUGAAGGAGGAAAUUCUACAGCAAGAGCAAAAGGCUUCUCGAAAGAAGAAGCAUAACAGGCUCUAUACAAAGGAGCUAGCGUUGGCUUUCCUUCUUCUAACAGCUUCAGCAAGGAGUCUCCUGUCAGCUCAGGGAAUCCAUUUCUACUUCUUGCUGUUUCAGGGGAUAUCGUUCCUGCUGGUUGGUUUGGACCUCAUUGGCGAACAGGUUCAAUGAACCAGAAAAAGGUAGGAUUGUGAUUCCAUGGAUAUGGAUGUUACAAGUACAGGCAACAUGGGUGGAUAUGGUAUGUGAAUACGGCUGAGCAAAAACAGCUUUGAAGAAAUUGUAGAGGAUGAGAGUGCUGCUUUUCUUGCUUGUCCUCCACCCUCCAGAUCUCCAGUCGGAAUCCACCCGAUACUUGGAAGAAAUUGUGUUCUAUGCAGAGUGGAAUGACUUUCAUUCGGAGGAAGACUCCAAUAGAAAAUGGUGUAGCUCUUCAAUGUAUGUAAGGUUUAAUUUUUUUUUUUUUUUUGUAAUCCUCCUAUGUUGUGAUUCUUUUGUUUUUGGGUCGAUUCUUUUGUAUGAAGAAAAAAAAGGUGGUUCAAACUUCAAACUUCAAAAAAAGAGAUUUUAGUAAAAGCUUAAAUCAGAAUAGUGGCACGCUUCUUGGUGCUUUUCUCAA